Messenger RNA from Eruca vesicaria subsp. sativa (arugula), 1013 nucleotides. Lineage: Eukaryota; Viridiplantae; Streptophyta; Magnoliopsida; Brassicales; Brassicaceae. The record is from the annotation of a GenBank genome assembly.
AUGUCGUCAAUGCCGGACAUAACGGGAUUACUGAAGAACACGGAGAAGCUUGAUCGGUUACGUAAAGAACAAGAAGAAGUUCUUGUCGAGAUCAAUAAGAUGCAUAAAAAGCUUCAAUCAACGCCUGAGGUUGUUGAGAUGCCUGGUGAUACUUCUUUGUCAAAGCUUAAACUUUUGUACAUUCAAGCCAAAGAGCUCUCAGAAAGUGAAGUCACUGUUUCAAACAUUCGGCUUACUCAACUAGAUUCUCUGCUUCUAUCUGGAUCAACUGGACAACAACCCAUAAAACUAGAAGUGGCAGAAGGCAACGAUCAGAAGAGGAAGAGAAUGAAAAUGGAAUCAGAUGUAACAAGUGUUCCUCCUUCCAUGAGAAAUCAAAUCGAGGCUUAUACCAGUCUAAGGGGUGAACAAGUUGCUGCAAAACUCAUAGCUGGUGAUUCAGACAAGGAUGAAUGGUUAGUGGUGAAAGUGAUUCACUUCGAUAGAGAAACAAAAGAAGUUGAAGUACUUGAUGAAGAACCAGGAGAUGAUGAAGAAGGAGGUGGCCAGAGGACGUAUAAACUACCAAUGUCAUGCAUAUUACCGUUUCCAAAAAGGAAUGAUCCUUCAAACACACAAGAGUUUCUACCAGGGAAACACGUCUUAGCUGUAUAUCCAGGAACCACAGCUCUUUACAAAGCGACUGUAAUAAGUACACCACGAAAGAGUCAUCAUGACACCAGGUACUUGCUGGAAUUUGAUGAUGAUGAAGAAGAUGGAGUAUUACCUCAAAGAACAGUGCCUUUCCACAAUGUGGUAGCUUUACCAGAAGGCCAUCGCCAGUGAAAUGAGAGGGCUCUUCAUGCUUGUUUCUUUUGAACCAAAGCCAAAACUUAAAGGUUGUUGGUUUCCUUCGUUUGUGCUCAAACAAGAUAAAUUUCUGUAUUUAUAUCAUUGUGAGCCAUAAUUUUGAACACAAAUGAAACUUUUUCUUGUGUGAAAAUUAAAAAUUAUGUUUACAAAUUACACGUUUU